AAAACAAUAAGUGGUGUUUGUUAAUAUAUUUGUUUCUAUUUACUUGUCAUGCAUUUAAAUCAUAUUUUUCCAGUUGGCAAACACUCUUUUUCUCGCUGAUGAGGACUUCCUUUAGAUACCCAAAUUUUGUUUUUCAAUCUAUUUCUAAACGACAAAUGGAAUUAAAUUGUAAAGCGAAAUUUUAAGGCCCCUCAAUUUUUACUUCCAAAUGAGGUGGAUGGUUAACUACCCCUUAACCAAUCCCAUUCGGUGUUUCUCAAGGAAAUUAAAUUUAUUCAUGAAUUUUGACAAUGCAUUUGAUUGCAAUAUUUUUGGCUGCAUUGAGUUUAGAAAAGAAUUGCAAGCGACACACACAUGUGUUUAUUUGGGAAAAUUUCAAAAUUGAAAAUAAAGUGAUUGAUCAGUUUUAUUCUGAUUGAUGUAGUGUAGCAGUAGGUCUUUUAUGGUGGCGUAGCAUGAGCAUGACAAUUUCCAAGAGAUAACAGAGGCAUCAUCAUGUCAACUCAAGGUGUAUGCUUGAAUAUUCAACGCCAUCAUGUAGUGAUGGAUAAUGGCAUAGUUCAAGUCACCUUAUCGAAUCCAGGUGGGAUUGUUACUGGUAUAAGAUAUAAUGGCAUUGACAAUCUGCUUGAAGUUCUUAAUCAAGAAACUAAUAGAGGGUACUGGGAUCUUGUUUGGAGUGCACCCGGAAGUAAAGGAAUAUUUGAUGUGAUUCAAGGUACCGGUUUUAAGGUUAUUGUGAAUAAUGGAGAACAGGUUGAACUUUCAUUUACAAGAAUGUGGGAUCCCUCCCUUGAGGGGAAGUAUGUUCCCUUAAACAUAGACAAAAGGUUUGUAAUGCUAUGUGGUUCCUCAGGCUUCUACUCUUAUGCAAUUUAUGAACACUUGAAGGGAUGGCCUGACUUUGACCUUGGUGAAACCAGGAUCACUUUCAAAUUGAGAAAAGACAAGUUUCAAUACAUGGCUGUAGCGGACAAUAGACAAAGAUUCAUGCCUCUUCCUGAUGAUCGCUUACCUGGGCGCUGCCAAGCUCUAGCAUACCCUGAAGCUGUCCUACUUACCAAUCCCAAGAUGCCCGGGUUCAAAGGAGAGGUGGAUGACAAAUACCAGUACUCAGCUCAGAACAAAGAUAAUCGGGUCCACGGAUGGAUAUGCACCAACCAACCAUUAGGAUUCUGGCAGAUUACACCCAGUGAUGAAUUCCGGUCUGGUGGACCAAUUAAACAGAAUCUAACUUCUCAUGUGGGCCCCACCACUCUUGCUAUGUUUCUUAGCGCUCAUUAUGCUGGACAAGAUCUGGUGCCAAAAAUUAGAGCUGGUGAACCAUGGAAGAAGGUUUUUGGUCCUGUUUUUAUCUAUCUUAAUUCUGCACGCAAAGGAGAUGACCCAUUAUGGUUAUGGGAGGAUGCAAAAAUACAGAUGAUGACAGAAGUCCAAAGCUGGCCAUAUAGUUUCCCAGCUUCUGAGGAUUUCCAAAAGUCUGAGCAACGGGGUAACAUUGGUGGUAGACUACUUGUAUUCGACCGUUAUAUUAGUGAAGACCAUAUAUCAGCAAGAGGUGCCUAUGUUGGUUUGGCCCCUCCAGGAGAAGUAGGAUCAUGGCAAAGAGAAUGCAAGGACUAUCAAUUCUGGACAAGGGCAGACGAAAAUGGAUAUUUUUCUAUUAACAAUGUACGUACUGGUGACUAUAAUCUCUAUGCAUGGGUCCCUGGUUUCAUUGGAGAUUAUCGCUAUGAUGUUGUUGUUACUGUAACAUCAGGCUCUUUGAUUGAAAUGGGUUAUCUUAUUUAUGAGCCUCCAAGAGAUGGGCCCACAUUGUGGGAAAUAGGCAUUCCGGAUCGCUCUGCUGCAGAGUUCUAUGUUCCUGAUCCUGAUCCAAAAUAUAUCAAUAGACUUUUUGUCCAUCAUCCAGACAGAUUUAGGCAGUACGGAUUGUGGGGCAGAUAUGCAGACUUGUAUCCCAAUGAAGACUUGGUUUACACGGUUGGUGUUAGUGACUAUGCCAGAGACUGGUUCUUUGCACAGGUUCCAAGGAAAAGAGAUGACAUCCAUGUAGGAACAACAUGGCAAAUCCGCUUCAAACUUAACAAUGUCGACCGGAGCAGUACAUACAAACUGCGAGUAGCCAUUGCAUCUGCAACUCUAGCGGAAUUGCAGGUUCGGGUUAAUGAUCCCAAUGCAAGGCGACCACUGUUUACGAGUGGGUUGAUAGGGAGGGACAACUCGGUUGCGAGACAUGGAAUUCAUGGACUCUACUGGCUGUACAGCAUCAGUGUAGGAGGUUGUCAUCUUGUUGAGGGGGAUAACACACUCUUCUUUACCCAACCAAGAUGCACCAGCCCUUUCCAGGGCCUCAUGUAUGAUUAUAUACGUUUUGAAGGCCCCCCAUCUUGUGAAGCUGCCCCAAUAUGAAUUGAGGUCCAAGAACAUAAGACCUAAAAAAUAAAUAUUAAAAUCAUAAUGCGACUACUAAUUAGUACUGUUAACUUUGUAUUGAUUUUUACAUUAUUACCCAAAAAAAAAAAACAAAGAAGAGUAUUGAUUUUUAUAAUGCUCAAUUUCCUUUUUACGUAAAAUUAACUGAUAACUUUAUAAAUGUGUAAAUAUAUCAAUUUAUGGGAAUUUUUUUAUAUUUGUUUUUGUGUCC
Molecule: messenger RNA, 2647 nt
Organism: Ziziphus jujuba (common jujube)
Lineage: Eukaryota; Viridiplantae; Streptophyta; Magnoliopsida; Rosales; Rhamnaceae
Product: probable rhamnogalacturonate lyase B
Exons: 16
Coding region: 496-2412 (638 amino acids)
Biological process (GO): carbohydrate metabolic process
Molecular function (GO): catalytic activity; carbohydrate binding
Source: RefSeq, a predicted model, not a curated record